Molecule: messenger RNA, 951 nt
Organism: Trichomonas vaginalis G3
Lineage: Eukaryota; Parabasalia; Trichomonadida; Trichomonadidae
Exons: 1
Coding region: 1-951 (316 amino acids)
Molecular function (GO): protein binding
Source: RefSeq, a predicted model, not a curated record
AUGGCAAAAUUAAUUUCUCAGAGUCUGACUGCUUCUUUUCCAAGAAGAGCUAAGUGGUCUCCUGAUGGGAAAUGCCUUUUGUCAGCGACUUAUGAUAGAAAACUUCAAUUUUUUUCAGCAGAAAAUGGGAUUUUAAAUUCAUCAUUCGAUAAAAAAUCACCAAAAGACGUUACAGAUAUAGUAUGGUAUCCGUUAAUGAAUACAGAUGAUAAAUCAUCGUGUGCUUUCGCUUCAGUUUGCCCGUUUUUUCCUGUUGAAUUAAUAGAUUCUUUAGAUGGACAUAUUAGAGCCCAAUACAGGUGUCAAUACGGUGGAGAUCGACCAGCUUCAAUAGCAUCUCUCGAAUUUUUAGGAAAUUCCAUUUUAGCUGGAGGAAGCAAAACACUAUAUCAAUGCGAUAUGAUAAAAGGAGAUAAUUUUGGAACGCCUAUUUACAAUUGCAAAGGGUCAAUCUUAUCUUUAGCAACACAUCCAUCGUCUAAUUUUUUAGCUGCUGGAAAGUCUACUGGUAAAGUCAGUUUUUUAGAUGCCAGAAACUAUACUGAUGUUCUUGAAGUUGAUUUUCAUAACCAUGGCGUUGAUUCAAUUUGUUGGGUUGAUCAUUUUCUAUUAUCAUCAGCAAAACUUGAGAAUGAAGUCAUUAUAUUAGAUACUAGAACUCCUUCUGUUCCAUUUGGUUUUAUUAAAAUCGAAAGAAAGAGUAGCAGAUACAUUUCGAUUUCCUACUCAGGAGAUAACAUCGUAGUCGGCAGUGAAGGGUCUAAUGCCUUGAUAUAUGAUAAGGAAUUCAACAAAAUUGGUCAAGUUGGUGAAAAUCCAACACCAAUAGUUGAGAUAUCAAAAGAUUCAUAUAUUCUUGCUGCUUCUGGUACAUUCCAGCAAAUAUCAGAUGAAGAUAUAGGCGUCAUUGAAUUUCGUCCUAUUCUCAAAUCAUUUUCUGUUUAUAAAUAA